This is a messenger RNA of Rhinolophus ferrumequinum (greater horseshoe bat), 3708 nucleotides long. RefSeq names its product ETAA1 activator of ATR kinase (gene ETAA1). Lineage: Eukaryota; Metazoa; Chordata; Mammalia; Chiroptera; Rhinolophidae. The transcript has 6 exons. The record is from RefSeq and is a predicted model, not a curated record. The coding region runs from base 104 to 2788 and encodes 894 amino acids.
UGGCGGCGGCCGUUAACGCAGGGUCUCGCUUUUAACUCCAUUGCUCUACUUCUCCCGUGCAAAAUGUGAAAGGAGAAACGGCUGGUGGAGGGGGUCCUAGGCAAUGAAUCGGCGAAGAAAACAUGGGGACAGCCCUGGUCUGAUGAACACGCCGCCCAAAGCGGCGGCGGCUGACGAAUGCACCUCGGUGGUGGAGCCAGGGAAGAGGCGGCUUAGGUCGGCCCGCAGAUCGGGGCUCCGCGGGGUCAGAGACGGGUCUCCCGGGCCCAUGCCGCAGCAAGAGCAGCCUCCAGCAGCCGCUUCGUGCAGUAAAAGUAACCCCGAGGAAAGGUAUGAAACACCAAAGAGAGUGCUGAAAAUGGAUUUAUUGUCAUCUACCUUCAGUUCUCCUAAUGAUCCAGAUGGACAGACUGAUAUCUUUUGGGAUCAAAAUUCUCCGAUGACAAAACAGUUAGGUAAAGGAAGAAGAAAACAGAUUUACACCACAGAUAGUGAUGAGAUCUCACAUAUUGUUAAUCGAAUUGCUCCUCAGGUUGAAAAACCAACAACAGACUCCAUGCUGGGUGUAUGGAUUGGUGCAACUGCUAUUCCUUGUACUCCUACUGUAGCAAAGGGAAAAUCAAGAGCAAAAAGCUGCACAAAGUUUAAAACACAAACUCGAGAGGAAGAACUUAUGAAAUUGGCUAAGCAAUUUGAUAAAAAUAUGGAAGAGCUAGAUGUGACUCAAGAGCAAAACAAGAGAAAUCAUGAUUUUAUCUACAUGAUUUCAGAAGCAGAGACUUUAAAUAAUUAUAAAGAUAAUGUGCAGAUGCAGUUAUUACUUGACGUAGUUCCCGAAGUAGAUAAUGUUAUAAUGAAGAAGUCAAUGAAAGAAAACACCAUGGUAUCUGUGGUAAAUGAUCAAAAUAGCAGUCAGAAGUCAUUUGACCAAAAUGUUGAAGUAGCCCUUAAUGCCAUUUUUGAUGGUUCUACUCAGAAAUGUAGCGGACAGUUAAGCCAAGAUCUGUCAGAUGCUUUUUGUAACACGAUUAAUACUACCUUUGGAAAGAGAAGUGCUUUGAAAGAGGAGAAAAUCAUUACUAAUGAAACUCUGGACACUGAAAAACUGCCAAAUAAACCUCCAGCAUCACUUUCUCGUCAAGUUGAUAAUUCUGGAAUGACAAAAUCAUAUGUGACUUCCUGUACCAAGGAGCCAGAAGCUUUUAAUAAGCACAUAGAUGCAUUUACUACUGGUGAUUUUGAGGAUGAUUGGGAAAACUUACUAAGUAAUGAACCUUUUGUUAUGCAAAAUGUAGAAAUGUCUGAACCUCUCCCUGUUCCUAAAACAGCCCAGAUGACUGAUCAAAAGGGAAUUUGUACCCUUAACGGUAAAAACGAUCAAGGUAACUCACGAACAAAUAUAAGUCUAGAUGUUAGGUUAAGAGAUUCAAAAAUUUUACAAGAUCGUUCUUCAAAGACACAUAACAGUGAAUUAAUAGAUGCUGGAAAAUACAGAUUUUCACCAAAUUCAAAUGGUAAACCAAACAAAUUACCAUCCAUUGGAAAUAAAAUGAAAUUUGAGAACUCUUUCAGUAAACUCAUUCAAGACAAAACUCAAGAUUAUGCCGUUGCAUCUAAUCUGACAGAACUAAAGGAAGACAUUCAUACUAAAUUUAUUUUUAAUGUAAAUGCUUCUGGAGAAAAGUCUCCUUUGAACACAGGAUAUUCCAAUGAACAAAAAAAUAAAUCUAUUUUUAAUCAGCCUUUUAAAACGUCUGCUAAUACAGUUUCUUUUGGCUCUGCUGCUUUGGACAAUGCAAAUCAGACUAAUGCAUCAAAGUUAGAUUCUUUCUCUGAUGAUUGGAGUGACCCAUCAUUUGCCAGUGAAAUUGUUAAAGCGUGUCAUCAAUUAGAGAAUACCUGGGAAGCAGAUGAUGUAGAUGAUGAUUUAUUAUACCAAGCAUGUGAUGAUAUUGAAAGACUAACUCAGCAACAAGACAUUAGAAAGGACAGCAAGACAUCAGAAAGUAUACUUGAGAUUAAUAAUAAUUCCAAACAUGGAGCCAAAAACAUGUUCACUAAAUCUGAACAAAGAAGUCAGUUGGUGCAAUCAACACAUUUGAAUCUGAGCAAUAUUUCAGCACAAACGUCUUCGUUGACAAAUAGCUCACAAAUAAAUGAACCAGUGAAGAUGCAGAAAGGGGAAAUUUAUGGAAAUUCUCCAAGUUUUUUAGGUGCUACAACAAAUUUGACUAUAUACUCUAAGAACUCGAAUUGUCUGAUCAAUAAUAUGCCUGUCCCUUGGAAUGACACUCAUGUUCCAGUACAAGUGAACAGUUCCAAAUCAAUUCGUACAAGAAGUUCAAGUAUGAAUUCAGAUUAUAUGAGUACAGAAAUUGCUACUUAUAAGAAGAAAUUGAGUACUCAGCUUCUGUCCCAUACAACCAUAAAAGAUGAAGCUCAGAGUAACCUUAACAGAACAGUUAGAUUUUCUAAGUAUACGUUUACAAAGAUGAGAAAUUCUCAGAUUCUUUCCCAGUUCAAUCAAAAUUGUGUAACAGGAAGUAUCUCUGAUACCAAAAUUAUACAGGGAUUGGAGAAAAACAAAACUCCUGUCAACUCAUGUGGAAAGACUGUUCAACAGGAAUCUUUGGUGAAACUUUCUGAAUCUUUGAAACAGCAUUCAAAAGAGGAAGAAGAGAAAAAUAGAAAGUAUUCUCCUGAAGAAAUUCAGAGAAAAAGACAAGAAGCACUAGUUCGAAGAAUGGCCAAAGCACAGGCAUCAUCUGUAAAGGCAGCUCCCACUUAACUUGGAUUUUUUAAGUGAAAUAUUAGUUGGAAGGCUUAACAAAGACAGUUGAUAACUAUCUAUGAUAGAAAAUACUGUUUCUUGAUUUCUCCGUGAGAAAUUUAACAGUUAUAAAGCAUGGACUUCUACUUUAUUUAAUAAAUCAGUGUUGGCAGUGGUCAGUGAAACCUUUCCUUGGAUAUGUAUGUGAAAGUAAUUGCAUGUAAGUUUAGGAAAUUCAGGAGAGCUAACAAUUAUGUGGUAAAAUUAAAUAGAGAAAACUUGUUGUAUUUUUUUAGAUACUGUGAUUGCGGAGGAUCAUCAAAAAAUAGGUUACUUCAUUUUUUUUAUUACAAUACGUCUUUUCCUAAUACAAAGCUUCAACAUUCUAAGUUUAUAGAGACUAUUUUUUUAAAUAGUUUUUACUUUCGGUUACUGUUCCUUAAGGUCUAUACAUUUCUAAAUUUGAAUUAAUACUUUCAUAUUUUUAGGAGCGUGGUUGGUAGGAAAUAAAGGAUUUCAUUUGUUUUGGUAAGGAAAUCACUGUCUUCAAUUCCUAGUCUGAAGUAGAUUUGAAUUUUAAAAUGUGAUGUAUUUUGGAAACUUUACACCAUUUUUAGGGAAAAUGCUGAUUUAAGAAGUUUAAAAGAAAGUGGAUUAGCUGUACAAGAAAUGUAGCAUCAUUAACAUUUAGAACUGUCAGAAGCUUUAGAUAUCAUCUGAUCCAGCUUCUUUAUUGUGUAGGUGAGAAUUGAAUACUGUUUUUCUGAAAGUCACAAGGCAAGUUAAAGCUGUAUUGGGAUUAGAAUGAUUUCUUUCAUUCUAAUGGAUACCUAGACAAUCGUACCAUUUCCUUCUGAGUAUUAGUACAUAAAAUAACUUGUUUGUUGUGGUAUUCAUUAUAGUACAAAACUUAAGAAAAAAGUAACUAAAAGUACAUU